Messenger RNA from Temnothorax curvispinosus, 13783 nucleotides. RefSeq names its product histone-lysine N-methyltransferase trithorax (gene trx). The transcript has 10 exons. Gene Ontology annotation, molecular function: protein binding; sequence-specific DNA binding; DNA-binding transcription factor activity. Lineage: Eukaryota; Metazoa; Arthropoda; Insecta; Hymenoptera; Formicidae. Bases 243 to 10388 code for a protein of 3381 amino acids. Gene Ontology annotation, biological process: positive regulation of DNA-templated transcription. The record is from RefSeq and is a predicted model, not a curated record. Gene Ontology annotation, cellular component: histone methyltransferase complex; nucleus.
GCAGUCACACGGCGGCCCCGGUGUCCAUGUUCGUUCGCGUAUACUCGCCGUGUGUGUACUGUGUGGUGUGCGUGUGAGCACGCGCGCGCGCGCGCGCGCGUAUAUCGGGAGAGCGUACAUACGUCGGUGUAUAGCGUACGCGAGAGAGUCGGUGCGCCUCUCGGCCGUGGGCACAAAUCGCGAGUAAAAUGGAAGCGGAAUUUCGCUGCGAGGUUGAGGUCCGUCGUUGAAAACAGGUGAACAUGGGAAGGUCCAAGUUUCCCGGGAAGCCGCCGAAGACGGCCACCAGGAAACGGAUCAAGGUGCUGGGCCAGCCUGAGGCAGCGCAGAACGAUCCGGUAACUGUCGCCGAGAACAUCUACUACGGACUUUCCCUGUUCAACGAAACAUUCGGCGACAACGAGAAGGAACAUCCACCGUUCCACGGAUUUAGCACUAAAGAGGCUAAUCUUUCUGCAUCUUAUAUAAAAACACAGCAACACGAUGCGGAGAAGACCAGCGAUAACGUGCCGUCUGUCACAGUCGAAAAUCUUGCACCACAGUCCAGCACGAAGAAGGACGUUACUGAUGUUAAAAAUUCUCCUACAAACAUCGAAAACAGCGCAGAGAAGCUUACCGACGCAAAUCCAAAACCAGUCAAAGACAUCACAGAACCAGUUAAAAACCCGAAUGCUAAACAUACUCCAAAGAUUCACAGAGCUAAGACUCGUAAGAAUUGUAAGAACGUUAAAUUUUCGAAUUACAUGAAAAACCCGGUGCUAAAAUCAGUGAACAACAUCUUGGACCAGCAUCAAAGAACCAGACAGUUACGUAAUAGUACUGCGAAAAGAUUGCUUCAAAGGGCAAAAUCUAAUGGGAGUAAUACACGUAAUUUGGUGGUGCAAUCUGGAGAGAAGCCUAGCACAGUAAGAAAAUUCGUUUUACCUGUUCGCAGCGUGCAUUCGUCGAGAGUUAUAAAGCCAAAUAAGAGGUUCAUCGAGGAAUUGGAAGAAAUUUCUGGUACGGAGCAUAGCGAGAAUGAAAUUGGUAUACACGUCAAAAAGUGUAAAUUAAAUUCGGAUAAGCUCAGCGACUUGGAAUCAAAAUUGAAAGAGGAUGCAGUUAGUAAGUUGUGUACAAAAUUUAAAAAUAAAGAUGCAAGAGGCAAGCCAAAAAGGGUGAUUCAAGACUCCAAUGCCGAGAUUAUAACUCAAUCAAUAAAAAAUACGGAGAAAUCAGCGAAUUCUGUACAAAACGCACAAAUAUCAAAACCCACUCAUAGAGAAGUAAAGAAAUCUCAUAAUAUAUCAUGUAAGAAUAAAGUAUCAAAUGGCACAUCCGACAGCUCUAAUAAUAAUCAAGAAUGCUCACAAAACUCGAGCAGGACGGCACAAACUGCGAAAUCAACAAUUCCCAGAAAUCAGAAACAGAUUUCUAUUCCUACAAAAGUUCUUCCCGAUUCCAAUGUUCCACACUUCGAGUCUUCCAGAGUUCAGACGAGAUCAGGAACUCAAAAUGAAAUAGCGAACGAUUUAAGUAAUCAGGCGAACUUUGAAAGUGGUGCAGGAUUAACGGAAGAUGGCUGUGCAGAAACUGAGGAUCAGCCUGAAAAUGGUAAUAAGACUGUGGUUAGUACAUUGAACAAUUUUGAGACGGAAAACAAUUUAUCUGAAAGCGAAAGCGAGCACAGCAGUCACUCAGAAGGCGAGCAAUCCGAAUUCAGCGGAAUAAAACUCAAUAGUGGCAAAGUUAUAUUAAGAAAAGCGAGAUUAAAGUUGGAUAACAAGUGUUUAGCUGGAACAGAAGGACCAUUUUCAACAACAAGCACCAGUAACACCAUGGGAGGAAGCACUAAUUUAGGCUUAACAGGAACUAUAAAAUGCGGUGUUUGCGGCGCAGUACGGUUUUAUCGAUUUGUGAAACAGGCGCGCAAGUUUGGCAUUCACAGUUGCGAAUCUUGCCGAAAGUUUAUAAGCAAAAUGAUCAAACAUCAGGCUUGCGCUAAAUCCUCGAACAACGUUCUUCCCAUUCUCAAGUGUCAUAAAGGUGAUGGUCUGUGUUUAGUCCCGCCUGUUGUGAGGAGUCAACAAUGGAAUCUCAUGAGAUGCGUUUAUAAAGCCAGAUGCCCGGCGUGUUGGUUGAAAAUGUGUUUGAAAUGUUACGACAUUCCACCUGCCUUGAGGACAGGUUUAAACGCGUUGUUACCACCUUUAAUGCGAGACCCUUUAACUAUUUCUCUGCCGCUCAGUCAAGACGAGGAUGGUCAGGGGCAAAAUUUGGGCCCGUCUAAACUCAGUUGGCCUGCGGAAGACAGCUUGGAAAGAAAUUUGUUUAAGUCUGCCAUGAGUUGGAGAAAUUUCGAAAUGGGACAGAAAACCAGUUAUCAGGGUACCGGAGGCUUUUUCUAUACGAAAUUAGAUAAAUUUGAUUCCUCGAUGAGUAUAUCGCCUAACAAAAAACGGAGGAAAAAUAACAGGAUUAAAGUAAGGAAGAAAAUUAAAAAUCCAAUACUUGCCUCUUCGACCGGUGGCCAACAUUCACAACCUCUUAGACAAAGGCUCGAGUUGAAAGGGCCGAGAGUUAAGCACGUUUGUCGAAGCGCCAGUGUCGCGCUUGGGCAACCCAUUGCAACUUUUCCCGCUGUAGACGCGAAAGAAGACAACGAACACGGCAAAAACAUUCCAAAGACGUUGAAGGAAACCGAAAGAACUGAGAAGAGGGACGAUAUUACGAAAGACAAGGAAAUGCAGAAGCAUAAUGAAGAUAAUAAUUUAAAUCUUAACGUUAACACGGCACAACAAUCUCAUUCGAGAAGGGGAAAACCGCAACAGAAUUUAUCAACGUCGCAUUUUCCAGUGGUGUCUAAGGCAGCUGUGGAUACUGUAUACACAGUUUCCAUAGAUUUCUGGGAGCAAUACGACCCUUCUGAGGUCGGAGCGAAGGGUUUCGCCCUUAUCGGUUCUGAGCUAUUUCAUAUACCUGCUAUUUGCUAUCUGUGCGGAAGCGCCGGUAAAGAGCCGCUGAUCCACUGUCAAUGCUGUUGCGAGCCAUACCAUGCCUUCUGUUUGGAACCCAGUGAAUGGAACGUUUGUGCGCAGCCAAACUGGUGUUGUCCCCGGUGUACGAUAUGUCAAUCCUGCCAUCUCAGAUCCGGUCCGAAAUUAUCCUGCAUUCGUUGUCGUCAGUCGUUUCAUCAUUCGUGUCUGUCAAAGUCCGGUGUUAGCUCUAGAUUGUACAGUCCCGAUCGACCUUACGUUUGUCAGAGCUGUAUUAAAUGUAAAAGCUGCGGUAGCGAGGGUGUCAACGUUCACGUUGGUAAUUUACCUCUCUGCUCUAUGUGCUUUAAGUUGAGACAACAAGGAAACUAUUGUCCUUUGUGUCAGAGGUGUUACAACGAAAACGAUUUCGACACGAAGAUGAUGGAGUGUAGCGAGUGUUCCUGCUGGGUACAUGCCCGUUGUGAAGGCCUUUCCGAUGAGCGUUACCAGAUACUUAGUUACCUGCCCGAUUCGAUCGAAUUCACAUGCAGCCAAUGCUCUUCCAAUUCGAAUUCCUCUAUCUGGAGGAAUGCCAUAGAAGCGGAGCUGAAGGCGGGUUUCAUCGGCGUGAUAAAAUCUCUGAGUAAAAACCGCAAGAUUUGCACGGCUCUCAAGUGGAGUCCCAGAAAGGAGUGCCUCUGCAGGCCAGUUUCGAGCGUGAGAAAACUCGAGUUUCCCGAAGAUAAGAGCGAGAUGAACUGUGCGAAGGAAAACGAAGAAUCGGAAGAGUGCAAUGGCGACAAGUUUGCGGAUACCGACUCGAAUUCGAGUGCUAAUUACAGGGAUGGUAUAAAUAAGCUCGAUUUGGAGGAACCUUCGGUGGACGGUCCCGGUAGAAAAGGUCUGCGACGGCUACGACAGAAAUUCCAUCUAAAAGAAUGCUCGGUUAGGGUGAAGAACUGUAUUCCGAAGGACUCUCAAGACAACGAGAGAAAAGACUGGACAAAUCAGGAUUCGUCAGUAUCUUCGAACGAUGUCACGGAAUGCCAUUGUUCGGAGCAACAAAUCAUUGCGAGGCCCUCGCCUACGUUAAUGUCUGUGAAACGUAAGGUGAAUGGUAACGAGUACAAAUCAUUAUCGCAAUUUCAUUGUGAUAUGGAGCACGUAAUCAACCGCGUUGGUUCAAAGGAUCUGUUAGAAACGUAUCACGAUAUUUUACAAGAGGUCUUUCCAUGGUUUACGCCGAAGGAUUUUAAGAGCAGCGACGAUAAUGACGAUAUAUUAAUGCCUAGUAAAGACGUUAGCAAAGACACCGCUCUGACGACGAAGUUUGAUGAUCCUAUUCUGGAGGCAUGGAAAGAGGAGGUGAUGAAAGCGCCGAAAGCGAUUGCGGCGAAAACGGCGAAUCUGUAUAAUAUCCAUGUCGAGGACAGCAGAUCAUGUUGUUUGUGCAAAGGCUUGGGCGACGGACAUGAGACGAAAGAGGGCAGGCUGCUGUAUUGCGGGCAGAACGAAUGGGUACACGCAAAUUGCGCGCUAUGGUCAAAUGAGGUGUUUGAGGAAAUCGACGGCUCACUGCAGAAUGUUCACAGUGCCAUUUCGAGGGGUCGUUUGAUCCGCUGCUCCGAGUGCGGCAAGAAGGGCGCGAGCAUCGGAUGUUGCGCGAAGAACUGCAGCAAUACCUUUCAUUUUCCAUGCGCGAGAAACAUCGGGCUCGCUUUCAACGACGACAAAACGGUAUUUUGCAUUUCACAUUCGAAUAGUCACGCUAACAAAUCUCUGCAGAACGAGAACGAGUUCAGUUUGAAGCGACCGGUGUACGUGGAGUUGGAUCGUAAGAAAAAGAAGUUUGCCGAACCCAACAAGGUCAAACUGAUGAUAGGUUCUUUGAUGGUCGACUGUCUGGGCACCAUCAUUCCGGAAUUCUCUGACACGACUGAGAAGAUAAUACCAUGCGAUUACAAAUGCUCCAGACUUUACUGGUCUACAGUGAAUCCAUACAAGAUCGUUAGAUAUUACAUUAGAACUUAUGUGCAGGUACAUAUGCCGGACGUCUCGUCCGACAUGGAGAAUAAUAUCACUAUCGAUCACAGCAAGGAGCGAGAAAAGGAAGAAGUGUCGACAGACGCGCAGAGAGUCGAUUAUUUGGCCGUCAAACAGACCUUAGAUUCGCUCAUCGAUAUCGUGUGUAACAAAGAGGUUGAUGAGAAUUUAGCGGAGCAAAACAACACGGAUCUUUUACCACCAGAACUGAAGGAGGCCAUAUUUGAAGAUUUGCCGCACGAUCUGUUGGAUGGAAUCUCCAUGCAGGACAUUUUUCCAAAGAUGUCGUACGAGGAUUUUUUAGCCAUGGACUUGAAGAAUGACGGUUCUUUCAGCACAGAUUUGUUUAAGGAUGACAUGCUGUCGUCGGAGGUCGAAGAGACGAUAAAGCCGUCAGAAAGCAAAAUUUCCAAAAUGGAUUCAUCUUUACUGGAAUUGGGAGCGCACAAUGAUCUCUGGGUGCGAUUGGAGGCGAAGACCGCGAUGCAAGAUCUCAUGGACGACCUAUUUAACUCAAAGAGCCAGAAACGCGGCGGCAGGGAGCUGAAACGAUCCAAAUCCGAGGUGAUGUCGAAUAAUCCAUUGAUUGUCGGCGGUCAGAGGCAUCAUCAACGUUCUUGUAGCCUCACCUGGAGCUGUAAACUAGACAACACCUAUGGUUCUAACAUAAAGAGGCGAAAAUUGCCACGAAAUCCAUCCAGUACCAAGUCUAACGAGACCGGUCUCAUUGUUCUUGAUGCGCAAAAUGAACGCACGUCCAUGUUCCAUGAAUUGAGGAUCCCGGAGAGUAUCAUGGUUACUGUGGGAAGAGGAAACACGCCUAAUAUACUAUCCGACUCCGUGCGCGAGUUGAAGUACUGCAUUGAAGAUUCUACUGGACUGAAUCGUCGCAUGUUGCCAGCCAGGGACGACGCAAAAGAGCAUAAGAGACUGUUCUGGCAUCCGAGACAGCAGCAACCGCGAAUAGUGCAGGUCGACGGAUCGGCUGACGCUAAUAGCGCCAGCGAGUGCAGUUCACCAGAGUACAACGCCGAGGAGAAGAACACGAACCUGCAAACGUCCGAAUCGAUCCCGCAAUUGGACGGCAUUAACGAUGAGCAUUCGUCUGACGGGGGCGAGCCGAUCGCGGAAAAGGAACUUGGUUCAUACGUGCGACCUUCAAAUCUUUUACACUCAAAACGUUUCUUCGGCUUCAUCAGAUCGCAUGUGUCAAGUACCUGUGACAAGUCACAGAAGACGAAGAGUGGCAGUGGUAACCUUACGAUCGCACCGACCGCCAGGUGCACCUUGCACAAGGCGGGAGUCUUGUUCAAGGAAAAGAAUCUCAAGAUGAAUUUACAGAUCCCGCAAGUGGAUGGUGCAGGUGAUAUCUCGAGCGACGACGAGUGCGUCUCGUCACAACACAUGAUGGCGCACGAGAGGCUGAUUCGUACCUCAUACGAGUCGUCGCCGUUCGAGCACAUCGAAGUCACCUGUAAAAGGUGUGCUCGCACGUACCGUAACGAGGAGAGUUACAACCGUCAUCUAGACAAUUGCGACUCUAUGAUUACCAGCGAUAGCGACUCAGAGACCAUGGAUAACAAGCUGGCGUCGCCAGAGUCGGGAUUCUCACCGAACAUGGGCUCGCCGCAAUUCAUCACGCUUUCACCGUCCGAGGGCCAUACUCUGACAACUGAUUACACGGACAUCCAGGCAACGUCACCCAUCGAGGCGUCUGUGGCAUCACCCCAUCCGAGUAUCCAGAUCGAGCCGAUCGCCCAGGCGAUUAUCACGCCGCAGAUCCAUGCGACACAUGCCACCGUCGAGACCGUGCACCAGACAGUAUUAACGUCCAACGAUGUGAUCGUACAGACUCAGUACACUCGUAGGACCACCACCCUGCCGAACCCAGCAGUAUUACCUUCUCAGGAAAGCACGGUGCAUAUAACGGAGAUCACAGACCCGCCGUCCGUCUCCAGCGAUUCUAACGUUACGCCGCACAGCAUGGUGAACACGCCAAUGAAUUCGCCGGACAGCACGAGCUCGCAGACCGUCCCAAGCCCGGAGAUGUCGCCCAAUUACUCGUCCAUGGGCGUGCAGACCGCGCAGGAGUCCGCGCAGACAUGUGCACAGAUCGCCCGAGUCCCCUCUAAGUCGAAAAAUUUACGGAUGGCCAAGUCAAAGGCCAAGAGCGUUAAGUCGCAGCAACAUGUUUUGAAGAACGUGAUGCAGGCACCGCAUAAUGCCGCGCACAAUGCCAGAUUCCAACCGACGGCGAUGACGAACACCCCCCAGGUAAUCCAGCUACAUCAGGCUAACCAGAGACCGCCCACGGUGAUCCUUCAGCAAGUGGCAUCGCCAGGCAUCGUGUCUGCUUACGUGGAAGCCCUACAGCAGCAAUCCGGCCAAAACUUACAAUACAUCACGACGAUAGGCGGCGGACAGCACGAGACCGGCUUCAAACCGCAGCUGAUCGCUGCGAAUUCCUUAGUGCCGGGCACCUACAUACAGGCACCGUCCACCGACAAUCUAUUGGCGCUGCAGAAUGGCGGUAUAUCGAUAUUGCCGAGUGUGCAAAUCGCGCAAACACAGCCUACAGUAUUGGGUACUAUCAUACAACAACAACCCAGUGCGAUCCAAUGUGGCGUUAUAUCGUCGGAGCAGCUGCUGUUGAGCUCCACGCCCACCCUGGAAAUGUUCACCGACCCAACUGGUGGUAUGUUCGUGUCGAAUCAACCGAUGUACUACGGCUUGGAAACGAUCGUUAGCAACACCGUGAUGUCGUCUAGUCAGUUCAUGGCCGGCACCGUGCCACAGGUAUUGGCUAGCAGCUAUCAAACGACAACACAGGUGUUUCAAGCGUCCAAGCUGAUGGAGCCCAUCGUGGAUGUGCAAGCUGUGCCGACGAUGCAGAAUGUAUCAAGCAUGCCGAACAUGUCUGGUGUACCCAACAUAACCGGCGUGCCUAACAUAGCGAGCGUGCAAGGCGUGAGUGGUAUGUCCAACAUGUCCGGAGUACCUUACGUGGUGGUCAAUCAAUCGGCGCCGCCGCUGCCACCGGUACCAACAGCAGCUCCGGCACCACCCGCGCCAGUACCAGCAUUGGUAUCGGCAUCGGUACCAGCACCAGCAUCGAUACCAGCACCAGGAUCGAUCUCAGCACCAACGCUAUCAGUGGAACCAAUCGCGACGCCGCCGCAAGUCAACAUUUCUGCCACGUCCCAAGAGCGAGUUUACGGUGGCGUCGCGUGUAGCGCCGUGUCACCGGUAUCGUGUCAAAAUACGAACAUAGAUCAUCCGAUGGCAUCGAUUCAGGUGGCGGACGUAUGCUCGUCGAAUGCGGUGACACCGACAAACCUAUCACCGCCGGUACCACCACCGCCGCCGCCGCCGCCGCCGCUGUCGCUACCACCAGCGUUGUCGGCACCGCCACCGCCACCUCAUGCGAUGCCGAUGAUUCCCCGCGUCGCUGUGAGACCUAGUCCGGUCGCACAUUCGGUCCAGGCGAAUCACGGAGCUGCCUGGAAGAUCACCGAGUCGUUGUUCGGCGCGGAGCAACCGAUGAGCAACAGCGUGCGGCCGUACUUUGACUCGAAGCACGUAUCGGAGAACACCAGCAUGAUCAAAUCCAGCAUAUCAUCGUCCAAGAUACCGCCGCUAUCGAAUCAUUAUGUCACGCAGAGAAAUCUAAUUGUAAAUAACAAGUCCAACCAUGAUGUAAAUAGCAUGCAUAAGAGCUACAGCGGCGGUAUCGCGUUGAGUCCGAACUGUGCAAACACGAACGUCAACAGUAACGGCCCGGUCGUCUCUAAUUCCUGUCCCGUGCAGAACAAAAUCACAGUGCCGACGAGCAACAUGCCGACCAGUCGACCGAUGAACAGGGUGCUGCCGAUGCAGGCGGUGACGCUCAAGCAGGAUCCGGCGAAGAAGGAUGACUUGGCGAUCGAAGAGCCGACGAAACCGGUGAUCAAGCCAGCCGAGCCGGAAAUUGUGGAACCGAGGAAGGAAAUCACCGAGCAGAUCGUACAGAUAAAGAAACCUGAAACCGCGCUCGACGACAUCAGCGACAGUAUCAAACUGAAUACGGAGACUAUAGAGAAGGUAAAGGAGAAUCUCAAACUGGAGCUCGACAAGGAGAAGCUGCAGAACACCUCAUUAAAGAUAGUGCUGCAGAAGCAGUUACAGGACGGUUCUUACAAGAUCACGCGCAACAUGAAGGCGGUCACCCAAAGUAAAAAGACACCGCAGGUGACAUCCGUGGAGAUAUUGCCAUCGAAGCAGGUACCUCAGAUCGCGUCGUUACAACUGCUGCCGAUCAAGACGUUCACGCUCAAGGCGAACAAGCUCGAGGAUAAGGUAAAGCCCGUGGACGCGAAGGUGAACAUAAUUAAGGCGAAGGCGCCGCCCGUAGCGGUCAAGAAACCCAGAAUAGUGACGAAGUCGAUCAGGCCGCUGCGAAGCGAUCCGCAGCAGAAUCCACCGCUGGUGCAGAAGAACUGCUCGAAGGGACCGAUCUUGAUGUACGAGAUCAAGUCGCAGGACGGUUUCACCCAUACCGCCUCGUCUAUGACCGAGGUCUGGGAGACGGUGUACCAGGCGGUGCAGAAUGCGCGCAAGGCCCACAACCUGCCCCCGCUGCCUCACAAUCCCUUGUGCCAGAGUCUUGGCUUGGAGAACAAUGCGGCCAUUUACCUGAUCGAGCAAUUGCCGGGCGUUAAUAGAUGCAGCAAGUACAAGCCCAAAUUCCAUACCCUGGCGCCGCCGAAAGCCGACGAGAUGGAGAACGAUUUGCCGGCGGCGUGCGCCAACGGGGCGGCACGAGCGGAGCCUUUCAAGGGCAGAAAAGUCCACGACAUGUUCAGCUGGUUGGCGUCGCAGCACAGGCCGCAUCCUAACAUAAUUACAAUAUCGGAAACGGAAUCGAGGCGAGCCGCGAGUACCAAUUUGCCCAUGGCCAUGCGCUUUAGAAUACUUAAAGAAACAUCAAAAACAUCUGUCGGUGUGUAUUAUUCCCACAUACAUGGUAGAGGACUGUUUUGUUUGAGAGAUAUCGAGCCUGGUGAAAUGGUCAUUGAAUACGCCGGUGAAGUUAUUCGAUCUUCCUUGACCGACAAAAGAGAGAAGUACUAUGACAGCAAGAACAUAGGCUGUUACAUGUUUAAAAUCGAUGAUCAUCUAGUUGUUGAUGCUACUAUGAAAGGCAAUGCAGCUAGAUUUAUCAAUCAUUCGUGCGAGCCAAACUGCUACUCGCGAGUGGUGGACAUUCUAGGUAAGAAACACAUACUGAUUUUUGCUCUUCGUCGCAUCAUUCAAGGGGAGGAGUUGACGUACGACUACAAAUUCCCAUUCGAGGAUAUCAAGAUCCCGUGUACUUGCGGUUCUCGCAAAUGUCGCAAAUACCUCAACUGAGACUGCGUAUAUACAGCUUAUCCUAAGCAGCCGACCGAUGACAAAGAAAUGAAAUAUGUGCUAUAAUUGCGCGCGCGCUUUCGAAUAGGAUUCGUUUUAUUGAAUGUUAUUCAUUUUACUCAUCAUCAAACUAUUUUCAGAGAUUGCAGCUUUUUAUUACUAUAAAAGAACAUAGAUUAUACAUUUUAAAUAUUAGAAGGCCAGACGUAAUACGCGAAGCACGGCGGUUACGACGAUGUUACUUUAGACAGCUACGUUCCUGUAGUUGAUUUAACUGGGAGGUAUAUAUACACGUAUACCUAUAGCAAUAAACCAUUCGAGUAUGUCCCGCUUUCGUAUCCGACAAAGUCGUGCGUUUUACUACGCGCUUCAGACUUUUGAAAGUGUUACUUUAUUCACGCCUGUGCUUUCUCGCACGACUUUUAGAGACUCUACCUAUUAUCUACUAUAUUGAGGCUUAAGUGUACAAGUUAUCUUACACUUUACACUAAAUGCGAGUGCUCCUUAGUUCGCAUAAUUCCUGUGCAUCUUGCACGAGAUGGAUCUCUCGAUUUAAUCGGGUUUGAAAACUCUUCCCCUUAUAGACGAGCGUGUCGAUGAAAAUGGAAAAUGGUCUCGCGAGAGUAUGAUAAGAGAGCGACGGAUUUUCGAUAUAAUGAUCGCAGCUUUCACAAAGCCAUUUAUAUUUCUUUCGAGUGUCGCAAGAUAAAAACAUAAAUGACAUAAAUAAUCGUGUACAAAUGAUCUUAUCAAACGCGUGAACAUAAAAUAACGCGACAAUUGUAUAUUUAAAUGAUUUGUGUAAAUUUUAAAUUUAGUGUACAGUGUAUGACUAACUUCGUGACAUUUCAUGUCUGCUGUAGGGCCAGAUUUCAAAUGUUUUUGUAAAAUAUGUAAUUGUUAGACUAGAUAUAUCGUCUUUGAUGUAAGUACAGCAAACCAGUUUUAACUUAAGUUAGGAAUGUAGGCAUUAAGGAGAGAGAUAGAGAAUGGCAAGUGAGAACAGUCUCCUGUAGCAGGAUAUUGUUCGAAGGUGUACCUACUUUGGCAGACAUUGAUACAAUUUUUUGUUAUUUACGUGGCGUCAUUGCCGAGAGGAUAUUUUUGUUUUUCAGAUCAAGUUUCAUUUAUUGCAUUGACCGGCAGGAAUGCCUGGACAUUUUGAUACGUAUAUGACAUAUAUGUACAGGUAUAUGUAUAUGUAUUAUGUCCAGGCAUUCCUGCCGGUAGAGUGUACGUGAAAAUGAUGAAGCGAGCUCGAGUUAUUAUUUGCCUUCUUGGUUUUUUUCCUUUUUGUACAUUUUUUAGACGUCGCAUCUAUAUUUGUGCUUCCACCUUGCCAAGAUCAUGGUUCAUCGAGUUUAUUAUCCGAAUGAUACGAUAUUUCGUUUGACUAUUAUUUAGUAGAAUCGCUAAUAGUUUUCAAUAAUCCUUUUAAAAGAAUUUCUAUCAAAAAUCUAGUUUGUUCGUUCAGACCGACGAAGAUUUACGCAUUGUUUGAGAUGAACGUCUCCGGGUACGUUUCCGGGGAACGUUUGUGAUAUUUUCCCAUAAUGGGAAAUAUAUUAGAGAUGCUUUUACAUAGGAAUAUAUAUUUUACAUUUUUACGGAUAUAUAUACAUACAUAUACCAUGUAUUCCGUACCAAUAUCCUUCUGUGAAGUCCAGUUUUGCCUUACUUUUACAUGUACCUACGCUUUCACCCGGUGAUAGAUUUAGAUAUAUAUUUACGCAAAUGAUAUUUUAUAUUCGAAACUAACACAACCGCAACAACGGCGUAGCAUGGCGCCCUCCGACACAACUACGACGAUGUAUUUUAGCGCGAUUAAUCAAUUUCUGCCGAGGUGGUAGUCCCUUAAAUUUUGGUGCUCCAUGGACACCGUUAAGUGCACUUUUCAUGAAAAAAUGGCCUAGAGUAAGAGAUAGUAAGAUUGCAGUGCGGAAGUGUUUGAUAAUAAUAAGAAAUGCGUUAUACGAAGAAUAUUGAUCGUGAAUUAUUUAAAGAGGUAAUAUAAAGGGGUGAAAUAUGGUGGCAGGAGAGCGCAUUAUUUGAGCACGCGAAUAAUGUCAGACGUGCGAUUUUAAUCGGCCUGGUUUGGUACAAAGCGCGUACGCUGAGUUGUAAAAAGUUAUGAAAAAACGAGGGAAAACGGAAACCUGUUCUGGUCACGUGAAAUUGCCAUUUUUUAGAUAUUUUGUGAAUCUUUUUUUUUUUAUAUUACGAUUACCGAUAAUUAAUAACUAUUAUAUUCGAGGAUGAAUAUUGUUAAUAUAAUGAUAAUUAAUUUUAAUCUGUACAUGAAAAGUAAUACGACUAGUAAGGAUGGUAACUUACUUGAAAAUAUAACAAUGUUAGAUAUUUUAUUGAUAUUUAUUGAUUAUGAACGAGAUGGUAUUAGGGUUGACGGAAAAAAAGUACUAACGUAAAACUUGAAAACGAUGUAGGACCGGUGCAUAUAUAUGGUAGUCACAUUGAUAUAUUGACGCGGAUACAAGAAUCAGAGAUCCUUUCUUUUCUUUCUAGCAAACGAGCAAGCGUGUAUUCUUCGAUUCGAUUACAGCCUCCUGGAGCGUAACGCUACGGACGUCAGAAUUAAUUUCGGCUUUACAAAGUGUAUACUCCGUAGGCAUACAUACCAUGUAACCCGAUUUUCGCAUCGCUAUGUAUUAUGAUUGUAAACUGUAGGCUAUCCAUCAUCGUCCGAUUUCAUUUCUACACUCGCGAAUAUAGACUUAAAUUCUCAAUACAUUGUUCUCUUCUCAUUUGUUAUCACCGACGACUUCUGUAAAGUAUCCACGCGAGUACUUCGGGCAAAAAGGUGGCAACAGUUUGAGCGUGUGCUUGUAGCAAGACACAAAAAGUGUGCGAGAGAGAGAGAGAGAAAAAAAGAGAUUUUUACUUGUCUCCCGAUAAUCCUUGCCUGGUGAAUGCGAACGAAUAUCUAUAUCGGAUGCUUUCUGAAACAUACUCUGUGUCUUUUUGAACUCUACUCUUUAAACUGCGUGGAAAGGGCGUACGACCCACCUUAGUAUUACGCAUACAGCCUUCAUCAUUAUUAUUAUUAUUAUUAUUAUCGCUAUUAAUUAUAAUCUAUACACACAUAAAAAAAAGAGGAGAAAGAGAAAGCAUAAUACAUCACUACUCAAGUCACUCGUAUAUUUGGGCACAUUCAAGCACCGUUUGUUUACUACACCCAUCAGCACCUUUCAAAAAUAACGCUGCGUGUAAGAAAAAAAGAAAAAAAACGACGAACAUCCGAAGAACGGUACGACGAAUAAACGUGUAGUCUAACAAUAAUUAAAGAAAAAAAAUGAUACUAAUGUAUAGAUGUAAUAGGUAGAUCGUUUCUCUCCGACUUUUACGCAUGUUUUACCUCUCGACAAGAGACGGACUCG